GAUUUUCUGCGCUAAAUAAAAACAAAAUGGCGUCUUAUGGCAUCUCACAAGACGAUGUUGGGCUGUCUUUUUUUGGAAGAAAAUUCCUCAUAGGAACGACUAUAGGAUUAGGAAUAGGUAUUGGAGUCGGUGCUGGGUUGCUAGUCAUUAAGAAAUUUGGAGGAAAACGUGAGAAAGAUGAAAAAAUGGUGGUUUGUUUGCAAGACCUGACACAAGAGUUGAAAGAACUUCGCUCAGUUAUCGUGAGACUCAAAGAUAAUAUCGCUACUCCUGCGAGGGAAACUAAGCUAACAGGAAAUGAAUAUAGCUCUAAUUCUUUAAGAGAAGUUGCGUCUGUACGGACGAUAUCUGACGAUGAGGAAGAGUUCUUUGAAAUGCCUCCAGACGAGGAAAUUUUGUUCACCCAAGCAGACCAACUACAAACUAGUGCUCCCUUUGACGAUAUCAAACCAAUAAUCCAAGAGGUGGAGCUACUAAGCAAUGAUGAAACUAAUGAGAAUAAUAAAGAUAAAGUGCACACCUUAUUGGAAAAUGCUGUCAAUAAGUAUCCAGAGAAUGCAGAACUCUUAUGGAGAUUAGGAAAAUCAUUUUAUGAUAUUGCAUCAGAGAAAGGCAAAGCAGGAUUCCUAGAAGAGAAGAAAAAUCUAUUGUACAAAGGUUUAGGAAUAGUGCAGAAAUCAGUUAAGAUAAACAGUCAGAAUGCAAGUGCCCAAAAGUGGUGUGCUAUAUUACUAGGAAGUACAUCUGACUAUGAAAGUACACAAGAUAGGAUAUUAUUAGGAUUCAAAUACAAGGAACACAUAACAAAGUCAAUAGAAUUAAACAACAAGGAUGCAACGUCAUACCAUUUACUAGGGCGUUGGUGUUAUGAGGUCAGUCAGCUUCCUUGGUGGCAGAGAAGAGCCGCCUCAGCAUUUAUAGCUGAACCUCCAACAUCAACAGUACAAGAAGCUUUAGAAAACUUUCUCAAGGCAGAAGAGCUUGAUCCAGGAUUUUGGUUGUCAAAUUCCUACUGGAUUGCUAAAUGUUACUAUGAUCUCAGUCAAUAUAGUCAAAGUAAAGAAUGGUUACAGAAAAUUGUGACAAUGAAGACCAAGUCUGAGGAAGAUGAAAAAUGUCUUGCUCUGGGAAGAGAACUUCUACAAAGCUUGUAACUCUAGCUAGCGAUAUAUUAAUGAUAUGAAGCACCUGUUUCCAUGGUAAGCAUGUCAAUAUAGUUUAAUGAAAUGUUAGGCAGUGUCAAUAUUGAUACUAAAAAUACUGCUCCUUGAAGAUAUUAAUAAUUUGCCAGUGAAUCUAUUAAUUUGAAAGCCUUAAACUAGUAUAAUAUCAUAAUGAUGA
Actinia tenebrosa (Australian red waratah sea anemone) is the source of this 1341-nucleotide messenger RNA. RefSeq names its product regulator of microtubule dynamics protein 2. Gene Ontology annotation, molecular function: microtubule binding. NCBI's taxonomy places the organism in Eukaryota, Metazoa, Cnidaria, Anthozoa, Actiniaria, Actiniidae. The record is from RefSeq and is a predicted model, not a curated record. Gene Ontology annotation, cellular component: spindle microtubule; mitotic spindle pole; cytoplasm.